AUGCAGAAGGAGGACGAGGAAGGGAUACGUCCAUGUAGCAUGUGCUCUGAAGAUCAUUGUCGAUGGCCUGGACAUGGACAUGGAGCGGCAGGUGAAAGAUCGCAAUACCAAGUCGUCCGUCCUCGGCCAUUUUUGCUGGCCAAUCACGUUGGGGACGCCGAAACCACCUGGCAGUGUCAUCAUCUUGGUGCUUCUUCGUCACAAGCGGAAGCGAUGGUAUUCGCGGUGGCCGCGUGGACGCCGUACCAGCGUAAUGUGCAUGCGUUCAGCGCGCGCUCGUCGACGCUCUCGGCGCUCUUGAGUCCGCACCGGUCCGAGAUGAGCGUGUCCUUCUCGAGCCCGACCGAGUCGCGCGCCGACCGCGUCGCAAAAGAGACAAAAGCGCUCAAGAAGCGCACGCACCAGAUCGAGUGGGACGCGCGCACCGACUUUUUGAAUGGCACGUGGCUGCGCAAGAGUGCUACGACGACGAGCCUGCGCCGCCUCCGCGCGCACGCCGAGGCCGCGCUGCACAAGCGCGGGCUCGCGAUCCUCGACGCGGCGAACGACGCCAACUGGGAAGGAGCGCUGGCCAAAGACAUCUUGUACCAAGUGCUCUCGCGGCAGAUCGCAUGGCUGCAAGCGAUAUCGGCGCACGUGAAAAAGCACGGGGGCACGACGUCGCUGCGCCGGAGGUCGGCCGACGAUGCGUUUGCGCGCCGCAGCGACGACGUCAAGGCCGCAUUCCAGGACGACACGUACCUCACGGCGCAUGUAUCGAGCUUGCCGCUGCUCCUGCAGGCGACAACGAUCCCUUGCCACGACGACCCGUCCAAUUUCGACUUUGCCUUUGAGAUGGUGCUCGUGGCUUCGCAGUUUUACAAGACCGACAUUGGCCAGCGUCUCGAGCGCACGGCCAUCUCGGCGUUCAAAGACAUUAGCACGUACGUGGUGCCGAGGGCGACAUUUGCGGCGCUUCACCAUGACAUUUGCGCCCACUUGGCCGCCGAGCACGGUGUGUCGGCAGUCGACCAAACGCUCCGGCGCCUCGUGCGGCGACUGCUGUGCGGUCGACUCGCUGCGGCUUACUAUGCGCCCGUCGUCACGACCCUGGCGCGCGACCAAAGACAGUUUGAUGCCAGCGUCGAGAGCGUCCGGCAGCUCUCGCUCACGGACGUCGGACUCAUCGACGUCGGCGUGCCCCACGACGAGAUCUCGCUCUCUCGCACGAUUGACGCGAUCGAAGAACUCCCAGUGCUCUUGCCGGAUGGCAUGCUCCAGACGCUCAUGGCUGCGAUCGCGACGCUCCAUGACGAAGUCGGUGACGCACUCGGCGUCACAUCGUCGCUGUGUCUCUCAGCUGACAUCGUGCUCCCGAUUCUUGUCUCGAUCUUAUCCCAUGCACAGUUGCCGCUGCUGUACAUGCAGCUGCAUGCAAUGGAGGCGAUGGGUCUCUCGGACGCAUCGGUCGGCGGCGAAACGUCCUACUACGUGGCACUCUUGCAGGCCGCCGCGGCCGCCGUGAUCCAGCACGCGUCCUCGUAG
Saprolegnia diclina VS20 is the source of this 1524-nucleotide messenger RNA. RefSeq lists its product as hypothetical. The record is from RefSeq and is a predicted model, not a curated record. The transcript has a single exon. Lineage: Eukaryota; Oomycota; Saprolegniomycetes; Saprolegniales; Saprolegniaceae. Bases 1 to 1524 code for a protein of 507 amino acids.